CUCAUCACCGAUAAUCAUUCACCUGCAUGGGCUGCAUACAGCUGUCUAUCAGUGCUGGGAUGCAUGUCUGGAUAUCCGAUUAACGUGCGGAUACAAAGCACCAAUAGUGGACCAGAGGAUUCAACAUUUGUUUUUGCUUUUUAUAUUAUACCCUGAAGUUUGGGUUCUGCUGUCUCUUAAGACGGAGGCUCCCAUAUCCUCUCUCCCAGUCCCCCAUUCUUAACCACUCCAAAAGCUCGCAAGCAUAUUUUUCGACUUGCAUAGCACCAUUUUUACCAACAAAUGCUUACCUGAGGAAAUUUACUCCACGCACUGUGUCUUUAUCUCUUUAUCCAGGACCGUCUAGGUACCCCCCUAUGUCCAGCACAGCAGCCUCAAUGGAUGGGCCCUUGGAUAACUUAGGGUCUCACCAUUUCGCAUUGCUCUACAUUGAUGAAAGUGGGAAAUUGCGCUUCGAGGCCUCUUCAUCAGUUGCGAACGAUUGCCACGGCAUACUGUCACCUGAGGUAACUCACUCAUUCUUGAAGGCAGUUGCUGUGUCUGAAGACGGAAUGAAGCUUGCCAAUUCUUCCGAAGCCAAUUAUGAAACCCAGAGUGGGAAAAGCGCAUCGUCCCCGGAUUCGCCGGGGUCCCCUAACUUUAGUCGUAGAUCCUCUAUUUCCCAGCUUAUUGACAACAAUCAGAAACGAAAACGGGCGUCGCACGAGUAUGUGCUACCAAUGAGCAUAACAUGCUACCCGCAAACACUUCUUCCGAUCAGGAACCAAAGUCUUCUCCGGAAGUAUUAUGAAAAGGCGUUUGAUAGUCUACAGCAGACCAACUGUCGCAUUUUAGCGAAAGCCUAUAUCAAGCUUGUGGAGCCACGAAAACAAGUUAACUACCCGUACAACGGCCGCAAGAACAUCGCCGGUGUCCCCAACCAAUUUGACCCUGAGGAAACAAAGCCAGGCUGGUGGCCUGCUGGCGUUAUCCAUCGCGAGCCAGAUCACCUCCGCAAGCCAGAGAGGAUUCGCCUCCUUGUGCACAUUUUGUGUGAACUCCGCGAGAGUCACUCAAUCUGUGUCGACAAUCUCAAAGAAGCAGACCAGUCCAUCCGUCGCCAGAUCGCACCCAUUGAGCGUCUCCAAGUACUAGAUGAAAUCUAUCGGGUCCGUGGAGAAGAAGAACGGUACCUUAAUGGCAACUCUGACGGACAAGGAGUUGUAAGCGUCUCUCGCGUACACCUUCCCGAUAUGGCAGAUCCCCAAGCAUCGCUUUAUUCGCCUGUUGGCUCUAUCCUCGAAUCCGAUAACACGUCUCGUGACGAUGUACCCGACUUGGAGUCUCACACAUCUGUGUUCCCGUCCUCAAACAUUUCCGCUAGUAAUACCUCAUUCAACCGGCAGCAAGUUGAUGCAACUUCAAACGCCGUCCCUCCAGUCUCCGUUCUUCCCAGCGCCAUUGCUCCAACUACAUGGGAUGCAUGCCAUUCCUCAAUACCAGUAUCUACGUCACUACCGCCAAUCAACCCCGCCAUGAAGCAUUCCCAUUCAGACCCAGCCGCAGCCCAUUACGGCCUUGACUUUUCUACAUCGAUCUUCCCGCACCACGAGCCAAUACCGGCCUUCGCCAUGCAAUCAUUUCCCAUGGAGCCCUACGCGAACCUUCAUCCACAUAUGGCCUCUCAUAUUCCCCACCAGAGUGGUGAGCAUCAAAACCAUCCGCAAAGCCACGCCACGGUCAUGCCCCUUGUGCGCACCCCAGGGCCUAAUUUAAGCGGCUGUCCUCCUUACUAUUUUGACUACUGAACUUUCUCUUUCUUCACAUGUACAAUACCUAUACUGUCUUUUCUUAUGAAACCCCUGAUUUUGAGCGUGGAUUGGAGCAUUUCCGGGAGUCUUUAGAUAAUUUCUUUUGUUUCUGUCUGUUUGUCUCUCUCUAUGGUUUCUGUAUAUAUAGCGUUUCGGGUUCUAGAGGGAGUUGUCUGGGAGCAUGUUCUAUAAUUGUGGAGGAAAAGUUGUGUUUGACUCUAUAGGUAAAGAUAAUCAUCAUAAUCGCUAAUUCUAAUGAUACAUCUCACCACAGUCGACAAUCAAAUUUGUGGACUAGGAACA
Messenger RNA from Aspergillus versicolor CBS 583.65, 2093 nucleotides. RefSeq names its product DUF2841 domain-containing protein. The coding region runs from base 357 to 1787 and encodes 476 amino acids. The transcript has 6 exons. Lineage: Eukaryota; Fungi; Ascomycota; Eurotiomycetes; Eurotiales; Aspergillaceae. The record is from RefSeq and is a predicted model, not a curated record.